AUGCAUUCACCUGUCUUCAAAGAUAUGCUUGGAUUUUCUCAGCCUGCGGAAGCCGAGCGGGUCGAAGGGCAACCUCUGGUGCGAUUGACCGACCUGGAGGUUGAAGUCACCCCGUUCCUCAAAGCGUUGUUCGAGCCAGAAUUUUUUUUGCCCUUCCCCGCCAAAACCGACUUCGUCACCAUUUACGGAUGUGUGCGCUUGGGGAACAAAUAUUGCGUAGACUAUCUCAAACGCCGUGGGCUCAUACACCUCUCCUCGCAGUUUCCGACCACCCUUGCUCGCUACGAUGCGAUAGACCCAGAUGCGAUAGGUCAAUUGACUCGUGCCCCGUCGGAGGUUACGAGUUGGGAUGUUCCAAAUGACCAAGCCUAUCUCAUUUCCGUCGCCCAACUUGCUCGUGAAGUAGACGCACUAUGGCUGCUCCCCCAGGUUUAUUAUGACAUCUGUCGUCACCUUGCGGAUUUGGGGGAAGUUUUGGUGCGGGACACCAUAUUCAAUGGCAUAACCGCCAGGUUAUCAAUGAGGGACACGCGCAACAUGCUUCUAGGAUGCAGUUCACCCGACGAUUGCGCUCAAGCCAGAUUCCGCCUUCUUCCCUCGGUGCUCGGCUUCCUCCAUGACUAUUCCGCCAAUCCAUUGGACAUAUGGACUGCCGAAGAAUGGCCUCUGUUUGACGGGCAGGUCUGCCAGGAGAUAUGGGAUGAACUGCCAUUAUACUACGGGCUGGGUAACGACUGGACCGAACUCGAGAAACACAAGUUGGAGACCAUAGGAGAUGUGGUGGUUUAA
This is a messenger RNA of Mycena indigotica, 789 nucleotides long. Its product is annotated as BTB domain-containing protein. Lineage: Eukaryota; Fungi; Basidiomycota; Agaricomycetes; Agaricales; Mycenaceae. The transcript has 4 exons. The record is from RefSeq and is a predicted model, not a curated record. Bases 1 to 789 code for a protein of 262 amino acids.